Molecule: messenger RNA, 4239 nt
Organism: Nematostella vectensis (starlet sea anemone)
Lineage: Eukaryota; Metazoa; Cnidaria; Anthozoa; Actiniaria; Edwardsiidae
Product: protein AF-9
Exons: 4
Coding region: 169-1902 (577 amino acids)
Biological process (GO): regulation of DNA-templated transcription
Cellular component (GO): super elongation complex
Source: RefSeq, a predicted model, not a curated record
AAACGAUCUGUCAUAGAGAACUGUUGUUGAAUGGUCGAGUCGAGUAUUGCCUUCUGAUCUUCCGUUUAUCCAAUGUUUUACCUGUUUUCAGUAACACAAGAGCCUAUAUACAGAAACAGAAUGCCAAUGUAGCAACCGUCCAACUUAGUGGAGUUCUGCAAGCUAGCAAUGGCCGCAUCGCCCGAUUAUGUGCAAGUGCAGGCGAAGCUAGAACUCGGACACACUGCAUCAUGCCGUAAGAAACUAACCCCAGAAGGAUUUACCCAUGAUUGGAAAGUGUUUGUGCGGGGAUCGGACCACAAUGAUAUUUCUCACUUCGUGGAAAAGGUCAUCUUUAACCUUCACGAGAGUUUUCCAAAUCCAAAGCGAGCUUUUACAGCCCCUCCAUACGAAGUCAAGGAAUGUGGUUAUGGAACAUUUAGCUUCCCUAUCGAUAUUUACUUCAGGAACAAAGAAGAACCAAAGAAAGUCACAAUUCAGUACGACCUUAUUCUGCCUGCCCUAGGGUGUUCUCCCAUUACCAAUAUUCGUAGUGAGGCACUGAAAUUCUUGAAUCCCCCUGAUGAAUUCAAGCAAAAAGUGCUCAAGGCAGGAGGAGAGGUACUCGAUCACAGAAAUGGGAUUGGGUCACCUCCUAACACUAUAACUAAAGCUUUGGGUCCAACAGCUUUAAACUCUGGGAGCAGUGGAAAAGAAAUGCGAAAAAUAUCUACAGAGGAAAAACCUAAUCAAUCAGAGCCUCCAAAAAAAGUAAAGAAAAUUAAGACUGAGAAAGUUGAAAAGACAACAAAUAAGCAGCAAAGUAAAAGCUCAGAAAAUGUAAGUAAUAAUAGUUUGAAAAGAACAAACACUGGAGAAGAUGUACUUAAUGCUGUCAAAAAGAAGAAAAAGAUCAAACUAGAAGAUGUGCCAUCCAUUAAUCAGAAGCCUUUAGGGUUUAUACCUAUAGAGCCACCAGGAAAUGGAGACAAGGAUCGAAUCUUGGAAACAAAGGAUGUCAAGCUAAAAAUCAAAUCACUUCCUCCCAAACCAGACAAAAUUAAUGAAAAAUCACACGUAAAGGCAAAAAAGAAAAAGGACAAAAGUUCAGUUCCAGGAAAUACAGAAAAAUUAAAAAGGCAUUUGAAAAAGAGUAAAGAGAAAACUAAAACUCCAACAGCGGACUCUAAAGUGAAGAUUAAGGAAGAGAAAGUGGAGAAAAAAAUAGAAAAAAUAACAUUUAGGAGGAGCUCUGGGGAUAGCUGGUCCAGUUCGUCCUCUGGGUCAUCUGGGCUCUUUAAUAAAGCUGUUGCUUCUGGGAACACUAAGAAUAAUGCACUUGGUGCUCUGAUGGCCGAGCUUGGCGAUAUUGACAAUGACAUUGAUGAUCACGAGGAUUCAGAUGAUGAUGAAUUCUUGAAACUGGCAACCCCAUUCCAGUCUGUAAAACAGGAGGUCAAAUCUACGCCAAAUAAUAAUAAAUCCCCUUCAGUCAAAGACAGUAAAUCAAACACUGUUACUAAACCAAGUAAAGCUAAGACAAAGAGUGGAUUACAACAAAAGAAAACGGAUUCAAAGAACUCUGCAGCAAAGGUCAAUGGAGUAAAAAGCUCUCCAACUGCUAUAAAGAUGGAAGUGAGCAGUAGACAGAUUUCGACCUUGGCUAAACAAAGCCCCAAAACCAAAACAAAAGAUGAAAACAAGACAAAGCCAGCAAGCAAUGGUCACAGGCCACAAAAAAUGGACUUGAUUCAUCUGCACAAGAGAUUGUGUCUAACACGGGAUUCAAGCAGCUUACAAAUGAUAGCUGACAUCAUGGAAGAGACUGGAUGUUACCAGAUAACCGACACCAACUUGACAUUCGACCUGUACAAACUGGACUCAGACACUUUACAUAGACUGCAAAAAUGUCUGGACAGGUGAUAGAAAUGCCCGGAAAAAAUAUGUUACAAAUGAUGGAGCUACAAGGAACAAGAUGAUAGUACAACAAGUUAGAGUUCUUGGUCCUUUGCACUGCUUGUGCUGUUAAUCAAGGUGGUAUGUACUUGUAGCUUACUCUUACCAAUUCACUACAAUAAGACCCCAAUAACUUGAGCUCAGGCAGUUUAAACCCUCUAAAUUAAACUUACAUUAUGUCCCUUAUAUAAUUUAAGCUGUUUCUACUCAGAUAACUCAAACUCCCCACUAACUCGAACUAAUUGUUUGAUUGAGUAUCCAACUAAACAUAAUUUACUUGUAUUUGAUGUUUUAAAGUACUAUACUGACUAAUUUCCAGGAAGGACAGCAUUAUCCAGGCAGAAAGGUUGGCCUACUUAUAUAACUUUGUAUAUAACUUAUAUAACUCAUGUUUUAGAGACCAUUAUAUGCUUUACAUCACCUUGAUGCAGAGUAAUUUCUAGGAGGUAACUCCAUCUUUCAGGCAGUUAAGUAACUCAUCUCUCUAUUCAAUGUUUUAGAAAGCAUGGUAUGUUAUCCAUGUUUUUCCUGAUGAGCAAACUUAUAAAUGGACAGCCUGUUUAAUGUACAGCCGGCCAAAUUAUGUACUUAUUCCUUCUCUCUGUCUAUUAGUUUUGAUAUUUUGUUUGCAUACAAUAAGGGAAAGAUUUCCAGGAAAACAACUUCAUUAUCAAGGAAUGGUAUGUAGCUAUUCUGAACAAUUGACAUUUAGACUAUCAGUCCAAUCAGUUAUGUUUUCCAUAUUUAUUCCUUUUAGGCUAUUUAGUUCUGCUUGAACAUUGUAUCAGUUUGAAAUGCUUUUGAUCAAUGUUUUCAACUGAGCACAGACUUUAUUUAAACCUUACAAUUUGUAAGAAAUCCAAAAUUUAUUGACAUAAGCAUCAGAAUCCUAAAAAAGGAUAUGGACGAGAAUAGGGUCUCUCUAGGAAAUAUUCUACCUUAUUACACUUAAUUUUCAAAACAUCAAAAUUGUGGGAUGGCGAUUUCGCGACACUUUAAAUCUACCCGCGAUUUCGCUAUUUUCAUAAAAACCAGGUCACUUUAUUUUCGCGAUUUUGCGAUUUUAAGACAAUAUAUCAAGCAAAACAAUUAUAAUUAUGCUUUAAUCAUCACAACUGUGACAAACUAGCAAAAACGUGAGGGGACUAAAUUUAUUUAAUAAAAAUCUAUGUAUAUAUAUAUAUAUAUAGUUCAGAAUUGUCCAACUCAACCCCUUACGGUGGCUAUUAUGUACAGUAGAAGACUAAAUAGAUAAGGUGUCUCUAUAAAGAUUAUCAACGGGUAAUAUUUCACCAGACUUUUUGUGUACUCAUUUAAAUUUCGCGCUCCCAAUUUUCGCGACACUUUAUUUUCGCGAAAUUCAAGUGACGCGAAAAUAAAGUGUAAUAAGGUAGUUCCAAAUAUUCUCACAAAAAUCAUGGCAUCCAGAAUCAUUCAUAUUUUAUAAUAGUCAUAUACCAAAACUUUUUAGGAAAAAGCUUUCUUUUUCUACUAGAUGUUUAUAGCAAAAAUAUUGUAAAACAUCCCAAAAGCAGUGGCAGAUCUAGAAUAUUUCAAAGGAUUGUUCAACAUAAAAACUUCACCAAAUCUCUCCAAGUCAUCAUUUUGCUUAAAAAGGUUUUUUUUGAAGCCACAGAACCACCACUGGAACCUACACUGAGAAAAGUUAAAUGUCAUUGUACGGAUUUCUCCAAAAAGCAGAAACUUGUUACAAAUAAUCGCAAUAAUUACAAAUACUUUGUUCUGUACAAUUUCCUGACACUAACAUGAAGAAAGUACAUAGAAGUAAUGAAUACGCAAUUCUUGUAAAUGAUUAUAUAUUUUCUCUGUUCAUAUAAUUUAUUUUGAUUAAGCAAUCUAUCUUCUUUAGACAUUCUAUAGUUUGAGAGUCCGGCCAGCAAACGUCGACCAAACGCGCUGUAAAAAAUCUCUUAUAGGAGGUGAUAUUCGCUACGAAAGUACAGUAGGUUUAUAUAUUUAUAUUAUCCGUACAUAGUAAUUAAUAUUUGGCUGGAAAAUCUCUAGCCUCACCAUAUUUUAUGAAGUUUAUAGAGGUUUAGAUUUAAAGUUUCAUAGACAUUAUGACAUAGUGACGUUUGUAUAUACUUCCCUCUUAGAAGGGUUAAUAGAUCUUUUUUUUUUUGCCUUUUGCGUAGUUUUUGCUGGUCGCCAACUCUUUCCAGCUCUAAGCUAUAUAUUCUAUACAUCUUUUAUACUCAAUUCUUUUGUAUGAGUAAUAUGAUAUAUUAUGUACAGGUUUCAUGUGGCAUUAAUAAAUUAUUAUUAAAGGAUAUAUAUACCAUA